Messenger RNA from Fukomys damarensis (Damara mole-rat), 2234 nucleotides. RefSeq names its product PRAME family member 6. The coding region runs from base 219 to 1799 and encodes 526 amino acids. The transcript is spliced from 3 exons. The record is from RefSeq and is a predicted model, not a curated record. Lineage: Eukaryota; Metazoa; Chordata; Mammalia; Rodentia; Bathyergidae. Gene Ontology annotation, cellular component: cytoplasm. Gene Ontology annotation, biological process: negative regulation of DNA-templated transcription; negative regulation of apoptotic process; positive regulation of cell population proliferation.
GUGUGCCCUGGUGCCCACAGGGGCAGAGGUGCGCUUUGGGGUCACCUGAGUCAAAAGUGGUGGUACAUUGCAAAGGAUCCCCUCCACGGCUGGAUGAGGAACUUGGCCCCGAGUUGGCCUCCCUAGGUCGGAGGUGGGCUGUGGAGCUUGGUGUGAAUGGACGGCCCUUCCUGGGCGUGACCCCAAAUCCUCCUCUUCUCGCAGGUUUCUCGGGAGGGAUGAGUACGCAGAGCCCACCGACUCUUUAUGAGCUGGCCAAGCAGAGCCUGCUGAGCGGUGAGACCGCAGCCAGCGCCGCUCUGUACGACCUGCCCACCCAGCUCUUCCAUGAGCUCUUCGUGGAGGCCUUCCUGGAAGACCGCAACGAGGCCCUGAAGGCGAUGGUGCAGGCCUGGCCUUUCCCCUGCCUCCCUUUGAGGACCCUGAUGGAUCUGAGGAUACCAAAGACCCCUCUGUGGGUGUUCGAGCAAAGAAGACUAGAAGAGAGAAACCUAGAGACCUUUGAAGCCCUGCUGGAUGGCCUGGACAGGCAGCUGUCCCAGAAGGUUCACCCCAGCAGGCGGAGACUGCGGGUGCUGGAUUGGAGGGACGUACACCGGGACUUCUGGACCUCACGGCCCGGGACCGUGAGAGUUGCCCACUCGGGGGAUGCCAGCAGCGAGGAAACGGGCGAGCGGGGGCCGAGGAAGAAGAAGCCGAGCCUGACGGUACUCGCGCAGCUCCAUUUUGAAUCCUGUAGUACCUAUGCCAACCACGAUGCGUUGCAGGUGUGUCUCUUGAAGUGGGUCCGGAAGAGAAGAGCCGCGGUACACCUGCUCUCUGAGAAGGUGACGAUCACUUCCUGUGCUGUCUUUCACGUGGUGAAGCUGCUGCGUGCUGUGCAGCUGGACUCUAUCCGGGAGGUGCAUGUGCUCAGCGACUGGACUCGCGAAAGCAUGCGAGCCUUCGUUCCUCAGCUCAAGAAGAUGAAGAACCUUCACACAUUUCGCUUCGGCAGCAUGGACCCAGACAAAUAUUAUUCACCCUCGAAAAACAAAUGGCAUUCCCGCAUCUAUGCUUAUCACUUAGGCCAGAUGCAAAGUCUCCGGGAGCUUCACAUAGAUAAGGUCUUCUUCUUGGAAGGAAAACUGCACAAGAUCUUCAGGAACCAGAAACCCUUGGAGGCCCUCUCCUUGAGUGCGAGUCCACUGAAGGAAUCUGACCUGAAGCACCUGAUCCAAUGUCCCACCACAAACCAGCUGAAGUCCCUGACUCUGAGGAUGUUCUCAAUGGAAUCAUUCAACUUGGACACCCUCCUGGCUCUGCUCGACAAAUUGUCCGGCACCCUGGAGACCCUGGUCCUAGAGCGCUGUGGCUUCACAGACUCCCACAUCCUUGCCAUCUUGCCCGUCCUGCAUCGCUGCUCACAGCUCAAGACCUUCAGUUGCUUUGGGAACCGCAUUUCCCUGUGCACCCUUCGGGUCCUGCUGUGGGAGUCUGCCGGUCUCAGUCAGUUAACCCACGGGCUGUAUCCUGCCCCGCUAGAGAGCUAUAAUUCCAAGAUUUCGCACACAGUUGUGGACACUGAUUCCUUUGUCAUGGUCUGUGCUCGAUUGGCACGGGUUCUGAAGAAACUAAGGCCAUCUCUUAGGGUCCAGAUCUGUACCUACUUCUGUAUUUGGUGCAUGAACUGCCGACUGUAUGGACUGGAUCCCAGCGGGAAGUGGGAAGUCACAGAGGAGUAUCGCUACCCAGGAGGUCAGCCUGUAUGUUACUGUUGUGAGGUGUCCCGGCGUAUUCAUGAUAUGUUUUCCUGGUAGGCGUCCCCUCGGACGCUCACCGGUGGAUCAGUCCGCUGAGCCUAGAGCUCAGUGUGGUGCUGGGAGGUGAAGCCAGGUCAGAGGAGGUGGGCCACUGGGAGCGUGGCCUAGAAGGCUCUGUCUGUCACCGUUCUCUGUUAGUCCGUCUCUGCCGUGCUCCUUUCCGAGCCAACCCGUGACGUGAACUGUAAGACAGAGCAAAACUUUCUCUCUGAAACUGUGGAUGUCGCCUGCAGCGAGUCAGUGUACCACGGGAGCAAUGUGUUCAUGGGCCUAUGCGGGAAGUUCGUCCCGUACUGCCGGUCCGGGGAUGAGCCCGAGGGGACCCUUGGCGGCGAGUGCGGUCGAACAGGUCCCACAGUCUGAGCACUGUGGAAGCUGAGGCUGAGGGUGUCUCCUCACGUUCCCGGGCCAGCCUGGGCUCCGUAGUGAGCC